AUGACAACAAUGGAAGGGGCCAGCGGGUCGAGUUUUGGAAUAGACACGAUUUUGUCCAGCGCCAGCUCGGGCAGCCCCGGAAUGAUGAAUGGAGAUUUCCGCCCGCUCGGUGAGGCCAGGACCGCGGAUUUUAGGAGUCAGGCCACCCCGUCCCCCUGUUCGGAGAUCGAUACCGUAGGAACAGCGCCUUCUUCUCCCAUCUCGGUCACCAUGGAGCCCCCGGAGCCGCACCUGGUGGGAGACGGGCCCCAGCAUCACCACCACCUCCACCACAGCCAGCAGCCGCCGCCGCCUGCAGCUGCUCCGACGCAAACUUUGCAGCCUUCGCCCCAGCAGCAGGCGCCGCCGCCGCCACAGCAGCCGCCACCGCCCGCCCAGCAGCUGGGCACGGCCGCCUCGGCCCCCAGGACUUCCACCUCUUCUUUUUUAAUUAAGGACAUCUUGGGCGACAGCAAACCUCUGGCGGCGUGUGCACCCUACAGCACCAGCGUCUCCUCUCCCCACCACACCCCGAAGCAGGAGGGCAACGCGGCGCACGAGAGCUUCAGGCCAAAGCUGGAGCAGGAAGACAGCAAAACCAAACUCGACAAGCGGGAGGACUCCCAGGGCGACAUCAAAUGCCACGGAACAAAGGAGGAAGGAGACAGGGAGAUCACUAGUAGCCGAGAGAGUCCCCCCGUGAGAGCCAAGAAGCCUCGAAAAGCCAGGACGGCUUUCUCGGACCACCAGCUCAACCAACUGGAGCGUAGCUUUGAGCGGCAAAAGUACCUGAGUGUGCAGGACCGCAUGGACCUGGCAGCCGCGCUGAACCUCACUGACACCCAAGUGAAGACCUGGUACCAGAAUCGCAGGACCAAGUGGAAGCGGCAGACCGCCGUGGGCCUGGAGCUCCUGGCCGAGGCCGGCAACUACUCAGCGCUGCAGAGGAUGUUUCCGUCGCCUUAUUUCUAUCACCCCAGCCUGCUGGGCAGCAUGGACAGCACGACGGCGGCGGCGGCUGCCGCGGCCAUGUACAGCAGCAUGUACCGGACUCCUCCAGCUCCCCACCCCCAGCUGCAGCGGCCCCUGGUGCCCCGCGUGCUCAUCCACGGCCUCGGGCCUGGGGGACAGCCGGCCCUCAACCCCUUGUCCAACCCCAUCCCCGGCACCCCGCACCCCCGGUGA
Molecule: messenger RNA, 1164 nt
Organism: Lepus europaeus (European hare)
Lineage: Eukaryota; Metazoa; Chordata; Mammalia; Lagomorpha; Leporidae
Gene: BARHL2
Product: BarH like homeobox 2
Exons: 3
Coding region: 1-1164 (387 amino acids)
Biological process (GO): regulation of transcription by RNA polymerase II
Cellular component (GO): nucleus
Molecular function (GO): DNA-binding transcription factor activity, RNA polymerase II-specific; RNA polymerase II transcription regulatory region sequence-specific DNA binding
Source: RefSeq, a predicted model, not a curated record